AUACUAUGUAAUAUUUGUGAAGCAUGUUUGGCCAGAUAUCUUCGUUCACUAAAAUUUUCUGAUAACGAUUUUGAAUCAACGAUUGCUGCAUCAAUAUUCACUUCUUUGCUACAGUCCCAGUCUGGCCUUACUGUUCUUGAAUUGUGUGACAAUAAGCUUUCUGGCUGGCUUUCUUCAGAACUUCUGAAUUCUUUCAAAAUUAGUUCAUUACCAAGAAAUGGACAAUAUUUUUUGCAAUCGCUAACUGAGCUUAAUCUAAGAGGAAACUUGCUAGAAAGCCACGAUGUGGAUAUAUUAGAAAAAAUCCUGGAGUGUAUGCCUGAACUGCAAAAAUUCGAUCUAAGUGAUAAUCCCAUUGGAGAUGAUGGUGUAAGGGUUUUGAUUCCCUAUUUCCAACACAUUCUCAGCAAUGAUAUGCAUAUGGUGGAUGUCAAUAUUGCAAAUUGCAAUAUUUCUUGUGUAGGGGCAUCUUUGCUCUUUGACAGCCUAUCAAUUUUGAAGAAACCGGUUCAUUCACUGGGACUUGCUUAUAAUGACUUGGGCAGCCCUGUUGCAACUGCUCUUGCAAAAUUCUUGAAAAAUGUCCCCACUGAACGACUUGACAUUGAAGGCAUUGGACUUGGAUUUUCUGGGUGCAAUGAACUUCAGGAAGCAAUGUCAUACAACAAAAGUCUUGUUUAUUUGAAUUUAAGCAAAAAUCGCGGUGGCUUGGCUUUGGCAACAAUGUUAUCAAAAAUUAUAUCACACUCACAUAAAAUAAGUGUUAUCAAUGCGGGCUACAACUUUCUCUGUCUGGAGUCGUUGAAACUCAUUGCCACUGGCUUGAAGCAGUCAAAAG
This is a messenger RNA of Cryptomeria japonica (Japanese cedar), 838 nucleotides long. RefSeq lists its product as uncharacterized. Lineage: Eukaryota; Viridiplantae; Streptophyta; Pinopsida; Cupressales; Cupressaceae. The record is from RefSeq and is a predicted model, not a curated record. Gene Ontology annotation, molecular function: protein binding.